Plasmodium vinckei vinckei is the source of this 1293-nucleotide messenger RNA. RefSeq names its product LEM3/CDC50 family protein, putative. Bases 1 to 1293 code for a protein of 430 amino acids. Lineage: Eukaryota; Apicomplexa; Aconoidasida; Haemosporida; Plasmodiidae. The transcript is spliced from 2 exons. The record is from RefSeq and is a predicted model, not a curated record. Gene Ontology annotation, cellular component: Golgi apparatus; plasma membrane; endoplasmic reticulum.
AUGGAGGGAAAAAGAGAAAAGGAAAAAAAAGUCAAAACUGAAAAGGGAUCUAAAAUAUAUUUAAAGGAUAGCAAAAGUCAACUAGACAACAGUAACAACAACAUACCUUACGAGAAUUCAAAACCCGAAAACAUUUUUCAACCAAAUAAUGUAGAUAAAAAAAAUUAUUACAAUGAUAGGAUAUCAAAAAAUGAAUCUAUUGAAGCAUAUCUAAAUAACUAUAUUUAUAAAAAUGAAAUGGAAAAAUAUGAUGAUCAAAAUAAAAUAGAAAACAGAAAAGAAGAAAAUUUGAAUACUGAAUUUAAUAAUGCUCCAAAAGAAAAAAGACAGAGAAAAAGAUCUUCGAUUAUUGAAAAAAUUAAACAACAAGAAUUAAAAGCAAAACAAAGAAGUUGGACACCUUUAUGUUUAAUUAUAACUUAUUUAUCUAUAUCCAUUGUUUUUAUAAUAGUAGGAUUGAUUUUUAUUAUUUUAGCAACAAACAGAAAGGAAUGUAAAAUUCCUUAUGACCAUCUAACAGAUGAUUCACUAGUUAUAGAAGUGAAUGAAUCUUUUUGUAAAGGCCCGAAAAGGCCAUUCAAAAUUAAUUCAUAUAUAUAUUAUGAGUUACAUAAUUUUUAUCAAAAUCAUAAGAAAUAUCUGAUAUCUAAGUCGCACAACCAGUUGAUGGGUGUUGUGUAUACAAAGGCAAGUGACGUUUCGCAGUGCUUUCCAAUAGUAACAAACAAAGAAGGGAAAGUUUUACAUCCUUGUGGGUUAGUAGCAAGAAGUAUAUUCAAUGAUACAUUCACAUUAUAUAAAGAUAUUAAUUUGAAAGAAAAAAUAAAAAUAGAUGAAUCAAAAGAAGCUAUUAUAUGGAAUAGUGAUUAUAAUAAAUUUAAAAAUCCAUCACAAGAAGAAAUGGAUAAGUAUAAAGAAAAUGUAUAUUUUUGGCUAACUGACAAGCGAUAUGUUGAUAUUUUUAAUAUGAAUGAUGAAAAUGGCUAUGGAAUAGAAAAUUCACAUUUUAUAGUAUGGAUGAAAACAGCUGCAUUAUCAAAUUUUCGAAAAAAAUAUGCAAAAUUAAAUAUAGAAUUAAGUUUACCAAUAUAUGUUAAUAUAAAAAAUAAUUUUCCUGUUUCAAAUUUUAAUGGAAAAAAAUUUUUUGUAAUAGCAGAAGUUUCUGUAUUUGUAAAUGAAAAAUCAAAUUCCAUUGGAAUUUUAUAUUUAGUCAUUGGUAUUUUUUCCCUUUUUAUCACUUUAUGUCUUAUUUAUAAUCAGCUUACUCAUCCUCGAGUCAUGGGGCACAUAUAG